This is a messenger RNA of Tremella mesenterica DSM 1558, 1041 nucleotides long. RefSeq lists its product as uncharacterized. Gene Ontology annotation, molecular function: protein serine/threonine phosphatase activity; protein binding. NCBI's taxonomy places the organism in Eukaryota, Fungi, Basidiomycota, Tremellomycetes, Tremellales, Tremellaceae. Gene Ontology annotation, cellular component: nucleus. The record is from RefSeq and is a predicted model, not a curated record. The transcript is spliced from 9 exons. Bases 1 to 1041 code for a protein of 346 amino acids. Gene Ontology annotation, biological process: protein dephosphorylation.
AUGGUGGAAACGGUUCCGUUACCUGAAGAACCUGAAGAAAAUAUUUGGUUUGACCUCAAAAUGGCUUGGCAAGGGAAAGUGUACGAGUUGAGAGUUGCUGGUAAUGAUAUGGUAUACGAUUUCAGAGACGUCAUCUACCGUCUAACAAACGUCCCUCCUGUGCGUCAAAAACUCAUCGGUCUGACAAAAGGUAAACUCUCUCCUGAACUAGAUUCCACAAGAUUCGGAACUCUAGGAAUCAAAGAUGGAUCCAAGUUUACGAUGAUCGGAACUCCUGAAGAAUUAUCUUUCAAAGAUCCCAGUCAGGUAACUUUACCCGAUGUGGUGGAUGAUUUCGAUGUUAGGUAUCCGAGACAUUUGGAUGGGAAGAACAGGGUGUCUCCGGCGGACGAUCCAAGGAAUUUGAGGAGAAUAGAGCAGAAAGUUAAGGAGAUACCUAUAACGAUUAUGAACCCUCCCAGGCCAGGAAAAGGCCUUCUUGUACUUGACUUGGACUAUACCAUCGUUGAUACCAAACCUCUAAUCGCUGGAUCUUUACCAGCCGAUGAAUGCGCCAGACCUGGAUUGCAUCGAUUCUUGGAGCUUGCAUAUCAAAAUUAUGAUAUCGUCAUUUGGUCUCAGACUCAUUGGAGAUGGAUAGAGGGAAAGCUUUACGAACUUGGUAUGCUAGGUGGAAACCGUAAUUACAAAGUAUGUUUCGUCGCGGAUAGAAGUUCAAUGUUCCCGAUUUUUUCUAUGCGUAAUGGUCAAUCGUAUCAACAUGAAGUCAAACCUCUUGCUUAUUUAUGGGCUUCAUUCCCUCAGUGGUCUGCGAAGAAUACAAUACAUAUUGACGAUUUGUCACGGAACUUUGCCAUGAACCCUGGUGAAGGUCUGCGGAUACGAGCUUUCAACUCUGCCGGUACGUUGGAAGGUUUACGAGAUCGGGAGUUGGAACGACUCGGGGCGUAUGUGAGUGGCCGGGGUACGGUGUAUCUGCGAGAACUCCUUAUGAAGUCUCUGGUCUCUCCCAACGUUCCUAUGCGGGAGAUGUGGAUAUGA